AUGGAGGUUGAGAUAGUAUCCAGAGAGUGCAUCAAACCUUCUGCAACAACUCAUCAUCCCGAAACCCACAAAAUCUCUCUGCUUGAUCAACUCGUCCCCUCUACAUACUUUCCCAUAAUUCUCUUUUACCCACCAAACCAAUCCUCCAUCUCUGAAACAUCACAAGUGUUGAAACAAUCUCUGUCAAAGAUACUAACUCUUUACUAUCCUCUCGCCGGAAAGGCCAAGGAUGAUCUUUCAGUUGAUUGCAAUGAUGAAGGCGUUUGUUAUAUCAACGCCAGAAUCAAUUGCAAUUUAUCCGACUAUCUCAAACACCCCACUAUCGAAGCAUUCCCCAAGUUUUUGCCAGACGAGAUCAUUUACAGAGAAAUAACUCCUGGAGCUCAUGUUUUCAUGAUUCAAGAAACUCUGUUUUCUUGUGGUGGCAUUGCUAUUGGUGUUCUAGCUUCCCACAAGCUUUUUGAUGCAGCUGCGCUGUGUGCAUUCAUGCGACGUUGGGCUACUAUUGCUCGAGAUUCAAUUGAAGGAGCUCCGUCUCCGGAUUUUAGUGCCUCAUCAAUUUUUCCCCAAAACAAUCAAUACCCACAAGAUCUAACCACUUCAGCUUUGUCAAGUCUCUUGAUUACAAAUACCAUGUCUGUGACAAAGAGGUUUGUGUUUGAUGGAUCAGUCUUGAGCAAUCUCAAAGCCAAAGCAGCAAGCUCAACUGUACCCAACCCGACUCGCACAGAAGUUGCCUCUGCAUUUCUUUUCAAACGCAUAAUGUCUUCAUUGAAGGUAAAAUCAGGUACCCAGAAACCAGCUUUGGUGACAAACACAGUGAAUUUGCGACGAAGGGCUGUCCCACAAUUCCCAGAAACUUAUGCGGGGAAUUUUGUGAUUCUAGCAGCCAUGAUAUCAGAAUCAGAGGGUGAGAAAACAGAGUUGAGCGAUUUCGUCCGUCGGAUGAGGGAAGGUGUUUUGGCAAUUAACGGUGACCUUGUGAAGAGUUUUGAAGCCGAUGAAGGAUUGGGGAAUGUUUGUGCGGCCAUGAAAGGGAUUCGUGAAUUAUUUUUGAAGUCUGUAUCGGAGGGAAUGGAACAACUUGUGAUUAAUAGCUGGUGCAACCUUGGGCUUUACGAAGUCGACUAUGGAUGGGGAAAGCCUUUAUGGAUUCCGUUUGCGGGUAUGGCCCAACCGGUGCCUGCACAUAUGAUCCAUUUUAUGGACGCAAGAGAGAACAAUGGAGUGGAAGCAUGGGUCACACUGAAUGAACAAGCGAUGGCUCUGUUAGAACAUGAUGAGGAACUACUUUCUUUAGCCUCGCUUAAUCCGAGUGCUCUAUAA
This is a messenger RNA of Tripterygium wilfordii, 1326 nucleotides long. RefSeq names its product stemmadenine O-acetyltransferase-like. The transcript has a single exon. The coding region runs from base 1 to 1326 and encodes 441 amino acids. The record is from RefSeq and is a predicted model, not a curated record. NCBI's taxonomy places the organism in Eukaryota, Viridiplantae, Streptophyta, Magnoliopsida, Celastrales, Celastraceae.